Arvicola amphibius (Eurasian water vole) is the source of this 6210-nucleotide messenger RNA. It is a transcript of the gene Dennd4b, whose product is annotated as DENN domain containing 4B. The record is from RefSeq and is a predicted model, not a curated record. Lineage: Eukaryota; Metazoa; Chordata; Mammalia; Rodentia; Cricetidae. Gene Ontology annotation, molecular function: protein binding. Gene Ontology annotation, biological process: regulation of Rab protein signal transduction. Gene Ontology annotation, cellular component: cytoplasmic vesicle.
CGGAGAUAGCUAGCUGUGCCCGGCACCCUAUACCCUGGAGCUCCGGCGGGCGCUCAAGCCAGAGCACCCCUCCUUCCCGCUAGGGUCACGCGGCUGCUAGCGCUGCUGCCGUCACGUUCUCGGCAGCCUGCGCGCGCUCCUCUCGGCCCUCUGGCCCCUUGCUCAGCCACCUCCCCCGCUGCGCGCCCUCUGCCCCAGCCCCAACUUCCCGACAUCCGGCAUGUGGGUGCUGGAACCUAGUGUGGCUCCACUGCCGUUGUUUUCCCCAAGGGAGAAGAGGCUGCAUUUUAUAGGACUCUCUCCUGGCUAGGUGAGGGUACGCUUGUAUGCACAAGUCCUGUUGGUCCGGAGCCACCCACUUAACCAUAGAGGGUCUCAUCUAACGGCUUUUGCCUGCUGACUGGGGCACAGAGCUCCUAUUGGCCUACAGUGGAUAAGAGAGUGAGCUGUGUCGUGGAGUUAAAUCAGGAGGCUGACGCUGACUCCUGGCUUCACCUCAGAUGUGGAGAAGCUCAAGCUAAAUUUAGCUUGAGUUGGGGCAUGUGUGUCCAGAGGCCAGGUUAAGAAGAGAGCUGACUUGGCUCCGGUUCUCUGAGGGAGGUUAAAUAGACCAUGCAUCCUGGAGACGUUGGGAGUUUCCCUUGCCUUGCCCAGGGUCCUCAUUGUGGGGUUUGCCUUGGUCUGAUGCUUUGCGGGCAUCUUCAGCGGUGCUUCUUCCCCCUCCCAUCGCUACCACACACCCAUAGGCUGACUUCUGCUGAGCUGCAGCUUCCCCUUUGCACCCGCUCCAGGAAGUAACCUCCCUUCCCCUCUGAAGCACUCUCCCAGCCUCUAGCCCCUUGCAAGCCACCCACCAGGCUUCUUCCCACCUUCCGCACCCUGGGGCACCUCAGGACUCUUGGGGCUCCCACUCCCCAGGGUCAGGCCAUGAAGGCAGAUGCCGUGAGUGAAGGGGGGGCCAUGGCUGAGGAGCGGCCUCCCCGGUUGGUGGAUUAUUUCGUGGUGGCUGGGCUUGCAGGAGAUGGAGCACCUAUGCCUGAGGAGACCUGGGUUCCUGAACCUACUGGGCCCCGGCGCCCUCCUAGGCCAGCUGAACCUAUUACAGAUGUGGCAGUCAUUGCUAGAGCACUGGGCGAGGAGGUGCCCCAGGGCUACACAUGCAUCCAGACGUCUGCUGGUGGCCACCCCUUGGAGCUCAGUGCUGGGCUCCUGGGUGGAACUCAGCCAGUCAUCUGCUACCGCAGGGGGCGUGACAAGCCCCCCCUCGUUGAGCUGGGGGUGUUAUAUGAAGGGAAGGAACGUCCUAAACCUGGCUUCCGAGUGCUUGACACGACACCAUAUAGUCACUCAGCCAACUUGGCCCCUCCUGGCCCUGGGCAUCCUCGCACCUACCUCAUGUACCGGCGGGCAGCAGAGGGGGCAGGGUUGCAUGCCCUGGGCAUCACUGACCUUUGCCUGGUUCUGCCCAGCAAGGGUGAAGGCACUCCUCACACUUACUGCCGGUUGCCACGCAACCUCAACCCUGGCAUGUGGGGCCCAGCAGUGUACCUGUGCUACAAGGUGGGCCUGGCCAAGGCCAACACGCUGGUGUAUGAGGCAGAGCUGCUGGGCCGCUACCCACAGGAAGACAACGAGGCAUUCCCGCUGCCCGAGUCAGUGCCAGUCUUCUGCCUGCCCAUGGGAGCCACUAUUGAGUGCUGGCCUGCCCAGACCAAGUACCCGGUGCCCGUCUUCUCCACCUUUGUGCUCACAGGGGCUGCCGGUGAUAAGGUGUAUGGUGCCGCCUUGCAGUUCUAUGAAGCGUUCCCAAGGGCCAGGCUGUCAGAAAGGCAGUCACGGGCACUGGGCCUGUUGAGUGCUGUGGAACGGGGCCGGACACUGGGGGGCCGAGCCGUGCGCAGCCGGCGCGCCAUUGCUGUGCUGUCCCGCUGGCCAGCCUUCCCAGCCUUCAGAGCCUUCCUUACCUUCCUUUACCGCUACUCCGUCUCAGGCCCCCACCGUCUGCCCUUGGAAGCGCACAUCUCCCACUUCAUUCACAACGUCCCGUUCCUCCCACAGAGACCACGCAUCCUAGUGCAGAUGUCUCCCUAUGACAACCUGCUCCUCUGUCAGCCUGUCUCCUCACCCCUGCCCCUCAGUGGUGCUAGCUUUCUGCAGCUGCUGCAGAACCUGGGCCCAGAAUUGGCUAUUACAUUGCUGCUGGCUGUGCUCACAGAGCACAAACUGCUGGUCCACUCGCUGCGGCCAGAUCUGCUCACCAGUGUCUGCGAGGCCCUUGUCUCAAUGAUCUUCCCACUGCACUGGCAGUGCCCCUACAUUCCGCUGUGCCCGCUGGUGCUGGCGGAUGUGCUGAGCGCCCCUGUGCCCUUCAUUGUGGGUAUCCACUCCAGUUAUUUCGAUCUGCAUGACCCACCUCCUGAUGUCAUCUGUGUUGAUCUCGAUACCAACACGCUCUUCCAAACGGAGGAGAAGAAGCCCCUCUCUGCUAGGACCCUGCCCCGCAGACCAUACAAGCUUUUGCUGGCCACACUGACAAAUCUGUACCAGCAGCUGGACCAGACUUACACUGGACCAGAAGAGGAGGCCUCCCUGGAAUUCCUGCUGACUGACUACGAGGCAGUGUGUGGCCGCCGGACACGCCUGGAGCGGGAAGUCCAGGGAGCCUUUCUUCGCUUCAUGGCUUGCCUGCUCAAAGGCUACAGGGACUUCCUGCGCCCCCUCACCGAGGCCCCCUCUGAGGGGUCUCGUGAUGUCGACAACCUUUUCUACCUUCAGGGUAAUUUCCUCAAGUCCCGGGAACGCUCGAGCCACAAGCUGUACUCGCAGCUGCUGCACACGCAGAUGUUCUCGCAGUUCAUCGAGGAGUGCUCUUUUGGCUCUGCCCGCCAUGCUGCCCUUGAGUUCUUUGACUCUUGUGUCGAUAAGGUCCACCCAGAGCAGGAGAAGCCCGAGCCAACACCCUUAGUGGAACUGGAGGAGCUCUCAGGAAGUGAGCUCACUGUCUUCAUCACACCCCCAGAGGAUCCCCCAGUACUGGAAGGCAGUGAAUCUGCUCCCCAGUACUGUUAUGAUGGGUUUCCAGAGCUAAGAGCUGAGCUAUUUGAGUCUCCUCAGGAACAACAGGGAGCGCUGCCUGUGCCGGGCCCAUCCCGUAGUGCCCCUAGCAGUCCUGCGCCUCGCCGAACCAAACAGGAGAUGAAGGUCGCACAGCGAAUGGCCCUAAAGUCAGCCGCUGUGCCUGAGCUGUGGGCCCGGUGCCUACUAGCCUGCUAUGGACUGUGGUUCCUGUGCCUGCCUGCCUAUGUGCGGUCGGCGCCCUCCCGGGUGCGAGCCCUGCAUAAAGCCUACCACGUGUUGCGUGAGAUGGAGAGCCGCAAGGUGGUGCUCCCCGAUGAGGUGUGUUACCGAGUGUUGAUGCAGCUCUGCUCACACUAUGGGCAGCCUGUGCUGUCCGUGAAAGUCAUGCUAGACAUGCGGCGGGCAGGCAUUGUGCCCAACACCAUCACCUACGGUUACUACAACAAGGCUGUGCUGGAAAGCAAAUGGCCAUCUGGUACACCGGGUGGACGCCUACGCUGGGCCAAGCUCCGGAAUGUCGUCUUGGGGGCUGCUCAGUUCCGCCAGCCCUUGAAAGACAGACGGCAGCAGCAGCAGCAGCAGCAGCAGCAGCAGCAGGAGAUGGCUGUGCAUCAAGAGUCGGGCAGCUCUCAGACAGAACCCUGUCUGGAGUGCCCCUCCCCAACACGCCCUCUUCAGCGCCAGACUACUUGGGCAGGGCGAAGUCUGCGGGAGCCAUCCUCACCCACCGGGCGCCUGGUCAAGAGUGGCAGCCUAGGCAGUGCUCGAGGGGCACAGCCCACUGUGGAGGCUGGUGUAGCGCACAUGAUAGAGGCCUUGGGGGUCCUCGAACCCCAUGGAUCACCUGUGCCUUGGCAGGAUGGAAGUCUGUCAGACCUGAGUCUGACGGGGGAAGAACUGGCACCUGGAGGAAGCCCCGGGGGCUCUGGAUCAGCCCUCAGUACCCGCUCCACCGAGGCCCUAGAAGGGAUAAGUGGGCGGGGUCCCCAAACAAGUAGCUGUCAGGAGGAGGUGGGCACCCCCAGAAAAGGGCUGGGUGCCCGCCUCCAACAGCUGCUCACCCCUUCCCGCCGCUCCUCUGUCUCCCGCAUACCCCCACCUGAGUUGCCCACCGACCUUGCUCCUGCGGCCCGCCGAAGUCCCAUGGAUAGCCUUCUGUGGCCCCGAGAACGCCCUGGAUCCACUGCUUCUGAGAGUUCCGCCUCUCUGGGCAGUGAGUGGGAUCUUUCAGAGUCUUCUCUUAGCAGCCUGAGCCUUCGCCGUUCCUCGGAGCGCCUCACUGACACCCCUGGACCUUUCCAGCCUCCUUCCCUAGAAAUUCUGCUGUCCAGCUGCUCCUUGUGCCGUGCCUGUGACUCCCUGGUGUAUGAGAAGGAACUCAUGGCUGGCUGGGCACCCGAUGACUCUAACCUCAAUACAACUUGCCCCUUCUGUGCCUCUCCCUUUGUGCCCCUGCUCAGUGUCCAGACCCUUGAUUCCCGACCCAGUGCCCCUAGCCCACAGUCUGCCCUUGCUGGUGCCAGUGGCAGUCAAGACGCUCCUGUCCCUGGGGGUCCCGGCCCUGUGCUCAGUGACCGGAGGCUCUGCCUUGCCCUGGAUGAACCCCAGCAUCUUGCAAUGCUAUGUGGGGGUAAGGGCUGACCAGAGGAACAUGAGGGGAGUGCUUCCCGGAGAGUUGAGAAUGGGGCAUGGGCAUACCUGAGCCCUCUGGUACUGCGGAAGGAACUGGAGUCUCUGGUUGAGAAUGAAGGCAGUGAGGUGUUGGCCUUGCCUGAAUUGCCCGCUGCCCACCCCAUCAUCUUCUGGAACCUCCUGUGGUAUUUCCAACGCCUACGCCUGCCUAGUAUUCUACCGGGCUUGGUGUUGACCUCCUGCGAUGAGCCCCCACCCGGCCAGCCCUCCCAGGGACCAUCUCCUAGGCUAACCCCUGACCCAGCCUCUGUGCACGUGCGUCUGCUGUGGGAUGUCCUGACCCCCGACCCCAACAGCUGUCCACCUCUCUAUGUGCUCUGGAGGGUCCACAGCCAGAUCCCACAGCGAGUUGUAUGGCCAGGCCCAGUGCCCUCAUGUCUUAGCUUGACCUUACUGGAGUCAGUGAUGCGCCAUGUUGGACUUAACGAGGUUCAUAAAGCUGUCGGGCUCCUGCUGGAAACCUAGGGCCCCCCUCCCACUGGCCUGCACCUGCAGAGGGGAAUCUACCGUGAGAUCUUAUUCCACAUGGCUGCGCUGGGCAAGGACACCGUGGACAUAGUGGCCUUCGACAAGAAGUACAAGUCUGCCUUUAACAAGCUGGCCAGCAGCAUGGGCAAGGAGGAGCUGAGGCUUCGGCGGGCACAGAUGCCUACUCCCAAGGCCAUUGACUGUUCGAAAAUGUUUGGAGCACCUUUGGAAUGCUAGGGACCCUUAAACCCACCUCUUCUGCCCUGGGUGGAGAGGUGAGGUAGAAUGGAUUCUAGACAUAGCCUGACUCCUGUUCCUUUCAUGGAAGAAUUUGAAUCAGGCUGUUCAGCCAUAGGCUCCAAGUGGAAAUAGCAGGAAGAGGGACUCACUGAUACCAAAAGUCACAAUUCCCCUAUCUCCAGCCUGCCCAGUUUGUUCAUGCUGAUUGUGAGGAGAGCUGGGGAAGUUGGCACAAGUCCAUUCUUUCUCCAUCCUAUUCCAGGGCCUCCUUCCCAGGGUAUCCUCAGAUCUGCAGUGCCCUGGGAGACUUAGAAGUUUUUGUUUUAAAAAACAACUGGAAAGAUUUCGAGCUCCUGAGCCUUUGCCCCAUGGGAGGAGUCUCAUCCCCACUUCUCCUCUCUGGCAUUGCUAAAGGAGCCCAAGGCAGUCCUAGUGUUUUAUUUUAUUUAUUUAUUCUGAGGCCACAGCUCCUACACUUAUGAGAUUCUCAAGGAGCGUAAGAAAGAGAAGGGAAUUAAGUUUGUAACUCCUUGAGAGCCAUGCACCGGGACCCAGAGGAGUCCCAAGCUUCCCUUGGGAGGAAUUGGUGCCUCUUCUAGUCCCGAUCCUUCUUGUCCACUCCACCUUGGGAAAUGCCUCUCCCGUCCAUGGCCUUGACCUGUGCAAUAAGGAUUGUUCUCUGCAAAGUUUUGUUGGAUGUAAAUAUAGUAAAAGCUGCUUCUGUCUUUUUUC